This is a messenger RNA of Phasianus colchicus (ring-necked pheasant), 590 nucleotides long. Its product is annotated as feather keratin 3-like. The record is from RefSeq and is a predicted model, not a curated record. Lineage: Eukaryota; Metazoa; Chordata; Aves; Galliformes; Phasianidae. Gene Ontology annotation, cellular component: intermediate filament. Gene Ontology annotation, molecular function: structural constituent of cytoskeleton.
GGUCUUGAUGGCAGGAGAGCAGGCUGAUGUGAGGUGACUAUGGCAUUGCAAUAAUGACAGAGGCUAUGGUCCUACUUUGUGAAGACCAGUCCCUGUUCAUGUGGUUAGCUCUGCCAGGGCAUCUCCUCAUUCAUAGCUCCCCUUUUUGCAACUUUGCACUGCAGGCUCAUCCCAUCUCACCAAGAUGUCUUGCUACGACCUGUGCCCACCCAAAACCAGCGUCGCCGUGCCCCAGCCCAUCGCUGAGAGCUGCAACGAGCUGUGCGCGCGCCAGUGCCCCGACUCUUCGGCCUUCAUCCAGCCACCGCCCGUCGUUGUCACCUUCCCCGGCCCCAUCCUCAGCUCCUUCCCCCAGCAAGCCGUGGUGGGCUCCUCCGGAGCACCCGCCUUUGGGGGCUCCCUGGGGCUGGGGGGCCUCUACGGCGCCGGGGCCACUCAGGGCUCGGGCGGCCUCUGCACCUUUGGCAGACCCUACGCUUCUCCUGCCUGCAGCCCCUGCGCCUUGCCCCGCUACAGCAGGAAGCUCUGGAACACCUGUGGGCCCUGCUAAACUCAGGCGCUGCCUGCUCCCAGCGCCACCAGCAUCACCU